Molecule: messenger RNA, 4291 nt
Organism: Clupea harengus (Atlantic herring)
Lineage: Eukaryota; Metazoa; Chordata; Actinopteri; Clupeiformes; Clupeidae
Product: heat shock protein beta-1-like
Biological process (GO): protein refolding; response to heat; negative regulation of apoptotic process
Cellular component (GO): cytoplasm; nucleus
Source: RefSeq, a predicted model, not a curated record
GAAAGAAAGAGUUUCACAUACAUCAUCUCAUCACCACCAAAAUGCACCUGAGUGGGAAUGUGAAGCCAACCACUGGCAAUGUGUUGUGGAAGUGAGCAGAACUUUCACUUUACAGAUACAGGACGAUGAGGCAUGAAUGUGACUGGUUUGGAUGUUGUGGGGAGUUUCAUGACUCGGUACAUGCACAGAUAUUUGCACGGGGACUGACCCACUUGUUUGUGAGACCAGCCUUUGCUAGGGGCAACAAUUAUUCCCAGAGUGUUCUUUCAUAUCAACCCAGCCUGCUGACCCCCUUUCAAACAUCAUUUUUAAUUAAAUUCUUCUCUUCUUUGACCAUCUUGGAAACACUUACGCUUGGAAACACUUACGCUUCACAAGAGUUGACUUGUCUCCAUUUAUCCAUUGCACGUCAACAAAUGAUGUAUUUUUGUGCGAGAGCUUCACCUGAUCGUUUUGGGACUGACCAUGCGUGCCUAAGCCUGUUGCUUCUGGACUGUUUACGCAGUGCCAUAGCUAUGGACUAUAUGUCCUCUCGCAUGUUAUUUAAGUUUCUGCUAUGUGGGCACUCAGCAUGCUGUAGCCAUGAGAGAGAUGGAGAGAGGGGGGGUGGAAGAGAUUACCCACAAAUGUUCAGCGCUACUGUCAUGUAUUCCAUGGGCACAGUUUAUCUCUCCGAUUACGUUUUAAGUAGCCCUCCAACUUUGGACAUGUCACCCAAGCCUUUAUUUGAUUAUUUCCAUGGCCUCCUGUGUUAUCUGUUGUGGAUGGACACACAUGAAGUGCUUGUGUGUUCUAUCCCACAUGUGCUAAGAAUACUCUUGUGGACAGUCGUCAAGGUGCCUUUUUAAUCACACAGAGUGGGUGCCUGCACAGUCAGCGAAGUGGGAUUUAUCGCUCUCAUUACCCAUUACCCUCUUUUUACUGUUUCUUUUUUUCCAUUUACAUGUGUUUUGGUUUGUAAAUACCAAGUGUACUCUUCAUGUAAACGUUUUGUUUGUGUGAGUGUACGGAUAUUCAUAAAACUACAUGUGCUUUAGUUGUUGGCUGUUGAAAUGAGCAGUUAUUGCAAGGCACAUAUAAUUUCAGUCAUUUUUAAUUUUUAUAUUUCCACUCUUGACUCUUGACAUGCAGAGGUUUUAAACCUAACAAGGACAUAUCUCUAUGACUGGCACAUACUUUAUGUCCUUAAUAUUCUCCAUGCAUGUGCUUCUUUCACCUCCUCACUGCAUCUGACAUACUGCUCUCCUACACAUGUGCUGCACACAUCCCUCUGUGUUCAUACAAUCUCUUACAACUUGUGUGCAGCACAGCAAAGACAGCCCUCAUGUUUCAACAUCAAAAUCCCCUGAAAUGGUGCAAAUCUGGCUCUGCUGACACACUGGUCCCACUGGAAGAGGAGCUGCUGGUAUGGAGGAUCCCUCUAGCAGUGGCGGUGGCAGGGUACCUCCUAUUCUGCUGAGUAGGACUGUCUGUAGGGCUGCGGCAACUGGAGAUGUCCUGGAAUGAUGGUGGGGUUUAUGGUGCAGGGCAUUCCUCAAUAAGCUGGCAGUAUGGAGGAGAAGAUUACCAUUGUCAGGCAGCUGUGUCAGAGGUACGUGAACGUUUUGUACAAAUUCCUCGCUAAUGGCCUGGUGGGUUUAGUCACUCAAAACCUGUUCUAUAAAUAUCUCUAUAGGGACAGAAGUGUGUCUUAGUUUAGGGAUGGGGUGGUGGUGGUGGGGGGGGGGGGGGGGCAUCUGAUUAGGGGGUUUAUAAAGCCCUCACCCAAGGAGCUACCCUUCACUUCCAUUUUCACUGACUCCAGUGAGAGAGAACUCCAGCAUCUUCCACCAGCCUCCCGUCUCAACCUCCAUCUCCCCGAUGUCUGAGAAACGCCUCCAGAUCAGCAUGAAUCGCCAGCCCACCUGGGAUCCCUUCCGCGACUGGCAGCAGGGCAGCCGCCUCUUCGACCAGGGCUUUGGCAUGCCCCACUUCCCCGAGGACCUCGGCCAGUGGACCAACUCCCACUGGCCCGGCUACAUGAGGCCCCCCGGCUCCAUGUACGACAGUGGCGUCUUCUCCCAGGGCCCUUACGCCCGCGCCCUGUCCCGCCAGAUGAGCAGCGGCAUGUCCGAGAUGAGGCAGACACGCGACCACUGGAGGGUCUGCCUGGACGUCAACCAGUUCUCCCCCGAGGAGCUGGUGGUCAGAACCAAGGAUGGGAUGGUCGAGAUCAUUGGGCAACAUGAGGAGAGGAGGGAUGAGCAGGGAUUCAUUUGCAGAAGUUUCACCAGGAAAUACACUCUGCCCCCCACCGUUGACUCUGAGAAGGUCACCUCCACUCUCUCACCCGAGGGUGUGCUGACAGUGGAGGCUCCUCUUCCUAAACCUGCCCUGCAAGUGGGUGAGGUGUCCAUCCCCGUCUCCAAGAUGAAGAAGUAAACGAGAACCUCAGCACAACAUCUGAGGAGUCAUUGAUCGUCCCGAAAAUGAUUCUGCCGCAGACACACAUCUGCCUUACAACUGAUCAACCUGCUGAGCUUUUGGUUCCUUAUUUUUCAGCUUUGUACUGUGUUAUGUGAUGUCAGUUUUUUCAUCCAUAACUCUUUGAACAAAGUAACCAAUCACUUUACCAUUUGCUGUGAUUCCGUCUAUACUUUGCUUUCAAUCUGUACCCAUCAUGUUGUCAAAAUAAGCUGUCAAAACAAUUGUACGACCAUUGUUUUAUGAUGGUUAUGCAACCAAUCAGUGAGAAGGGAAUCAGACAUAUGUAACCAUUUUGUCGAUCAAAUCACAAGUGAAAUAAUGGAUAGAAUGGAAAAUACAAGUGUCUGUACUGAAAAGCUACAUAAUUGCAUAUUGGGAAGAAAUAAAAAUGUCUUUUGGAAAUUCAAAGUAAAGUAUAUGUUUUUCAUUCUUCAAAAUAGCAAUGUUGAGGUCAAAGAUGAAGGGAAUGACAUGCAUCGUGAUCAAUGAAAUAUAAAAAAUAAUAAUAUCCCACUCAGACAUAGAGGGACUCAAAAGACUGGACCCCCAACAAAAGCUGUGAUCGCUAAUUGGAUAAGCUGUGUUUGCCUAGGGCUUCAUCACAUUUGCGGAGACUCUGCUCAAUUUGUAACUUGAACAAACAAAACAAAACAAAAACCUGUCAUCUGUCCUAUACACUAUGUAUCCUAAACACCUAUGUGAUUAAUAUUUAACCCCUACGUGGGGCUUAAUGACCCUUAGCCUGAGUUAAAACCAAGCAACUGACACAUACUAGAUAGCAGAUGACUUUGCUCUCAAACUCAGAACUCUCUAAUAUAGUGCACUCAGUUACACUCACUUCUCAAGAACAAAGAACGAAGUACAAGUUUUCUGUAACUUUGUGUCCCGUCUUCGCCCUUGCAAGUAUUUAAGUUCUACCGGAGUCUGCUGUGCUGGCAUUAUUACAUAAAAUCAACACAGCAGGUGUGAAAGACAGUGUAUUAUCUUAACUGUAACUGAUACCCCACCAUGAAGUGGCGGUGGCUCAGUGGUGGAGCGCUAUAUAUAGCUGGGUCACUGUUAUGCAAGGGAGUGUUGAUCCCCGAACAAGUAAGUGAUAGAUUGGGACUGCUUGUCAAAAUGAUGCCCAGGGACUACCAAGGAGCCGCUGUGAGUCUGCCAGGCACAGGUUAUUUAUAGAAGGUCUGCUGUAUUCUUAGGAACAAUUUUGACAGUUCCUCCAGUAUUUUUGUCUUUUUAUGUGCUUUUAUGUUGGAGGAUUAUAUAACCUGUGUUCAUAAUUAAUACAAGAUUAGGGUUUUUUGGCAACUCUGCAGCUGGUGGGACUAAAUAUUUAUGGAACUAAUUGUACAUGCCACGGGACCUGAUUUAAUACUAAUGCACUUUGACAGACUUUGCAAAAAUACUUCUUUUGAAAUGUUAAACAGUUAAACAUGGUGAUACCCUCACUUUCCACAGAAGACAUUUAAAAUUAAGCAUUUUAUUUACAAAAGCACAUGCAAAUCAUAUCAUUACCAUUCAUAUCUAGCUUGGCUUGAUGGCACAUAUAAAUCAUUGUCAUUGUACAGGUCUGCUUGUUACAUUACAGAAGGUACCGGGAUGUUCUGCCGCCCAGUGGUAAUAACUGGAACUACUGUUCUUGACGCCUUGAGGGGUGCUAUAUUUCCCCCUAUGUAUAGGAUGUGUACAGCACAAACGGAUGACGGAUGGAGAUGCUUGAGUGGCUACAAAAUAUCGGGGUCUAUAAGAUAGACAGACAGAAAUAAAUACUGAAAGAGGAAGAAAGAAAGAAAGAAAGAAAAGUCAACACAGAUAGGAAAAAAUA